Messenger RNA from Chelmon rostratus (copperband butterflyfish), 1153 nucleotides. RefSeq names its product spermatogenesis associated 6-like (gene spata6l). The coding region runs from base 5 to 1153 and encodes 382 amino acids. The transcript is spliced from 12 exons. The record is from RefSeq and is a predicted model, not a curated record. Lineage: Eukaryota; Metazoa; Chordata; Actinopteri; Chaetodontiformes; Chaetodontidae. Gene Ontology annotation, biological process: spermatogenesis. Gene Ontology annotation, molecular function: myosin light chain binding.
GCAAAUGUCCCGGAAAGCACUUAAAGUGGUCGUUGAAAUAAACUUCAGAGCGGUUUCUUGCCCUGGAGUUCAUCUGCCAGCCAAGCAUGAUGUCUACCUUAGCGUGUGCUUCAUGGGCCAGUACCGUCAGUCUGAAUGUCUCCCUGCCUUCUUUCCUCUGCUGUUUCAUGAGAAGAUGACCUAUGAAAAAAUUUUCAGGCAUGCAGUUGACCCUGGAGACAUCGCUGUGAUGCUUGAGUAUGAGACAGUCAGAAUUGAACUGGUGCAGCUGAUUCCUCCAGUGGGGGACACUCUGGCCUGCUUUGAAGAAGAUGCUCGACGUUUCUUAUUCCCAGAGCCCAAACUGCUUCCCUCCUUCUCUGGAGUAGAUCGAGAGGUUCUGAUGACCCGAGCAUCUCACUUUCCAGGUAUCGCUCCCAGGUUGGAGUUUUCCACCAAAACAACCAUCAUUGAGUGCUCAGCUGAUGCAGAGAUCAACAUCUACCCCAAUGUGCUCAUAAGACCAGUGAUAAAGAGGAACAGGAAACAGUCCAGCAGACCCAGGACCUCUUCUCCUCAGAGGAAACAACACCAAAACCUUGGCAGGGUAUGCAGGGAAAGGCACAGGCCACCGUCAUGCAUUUCCCGAUCCCGAUCCCUGUCCCCUCAAAGAGCUGGAAACACCCAGCGCCUGGCCCGACUCAGCCUGGACCCUGCAUCUCCUGGCCCUGAUGAGACCCAGUCUAUGUUGGCUUCGUGGCCUGGAGCAAGUCGAUCUGCCUCACCCCAGCGCUCUGCAGUGUUUACCAACUCCUCUUCGCCUUUGACCAGGUCUUCAUCCGCAGUGAGAUAUUCUCCAACUGGCAGAAGAAAAUCUUUAUCCAAUGGUUUGGUUGGAGGGACAUCAGAAGACAAUUCAAGCUCUUCAGAAACACAUGACCCCCUUGACCACCACCAAGGUCCUGACCCUUCAAGACUGUGGCAGUCUUAUAGGGAACAGACCAAGCACAGCAGGUCUCAGUCCAGGUCUCACAGAGAAUGGGAAGAGGUCCAUGAACGUGUUCGGGGACUCCUUACAACACCAAAAGCUGUACGCCGACUUGUCUAUGGGGCCACACACUCCGAGAUUGACAAGGUUUUAGCCAGGAGGUCCAUCUCUCCAGGUCCACCAUGA